This is a messenger RNA of Toxorhynchites rutilus septentrionalis, 4201 nucleotides long. It is a transcript of the gene MEP-1, whose product is annotated as MOG interacting and ectopic P-granules protein 1. The transcript is spliced from 8 exons. Gene Ontology annotation, cellular component: nucleus. Bases 531 to 4061 code for a protein of 1176 amino acids. Gene Ontology annotation, biological process: regulation of gene expression. The record is from RefSeq and is a predicted model, not a curated record. NCBI's taxonomy places the organism in Eukaryota, Metazoa, Arthropoda, Insecta, Diptera, Culicidae.
AUUUUUUUUCUUUCUCGGACGAUUGUGAAAAGUCUCCGAGAAGCAUGUACAACAAUGAUUUCGCUUGCUUCACUGGCUGACUAUGUUGGCGGCAGAUAGUGACGGUGUGUGCGUGGUGCCUUGUGUCAUUUCUCUCGGAACGAAGGGAACGAACGGAACGUUGUGUGGAUGUUUGUGUGCAUGCAAGAGCGAGUGAUGUUUGGCAGAUUAUCAGCGUUGUCAGAUUUGAGGUGUACACAAUUGGGUUACCGUUUUCUGGGCGGUAUUCGCGUAGUACCGUAAUACAGUUCCGAAGCCCCGCAUGGACUGAUUUGUUGGAUAAAUUAAGCAACUCGUGAGAUAUGAUCAGAAACGAAACAUUUUACUUUUACAAACCACAAUUCGUUUGCGUAAUUUGAUGGUACAUUCUUGAAUUCGAUAUUCGGAUACAUUCAUAUUUAGUUUCAUCCUGAAGAAAAUCCAACCGAAUCACUCUUCCGGCGAAGCUGCGAAUCCUCACCGCAUUCACCGUGGCGUCGUCCGCCGAGGAAAUGGGUGAAGUUGGGACGACAACCAACGAACAUCCUUCGUCCGGCGAGGUCAAGGAGAAUGGCGAGAUAAACGGUAAUCGCGAGUCGACGGACCACGUCAGCCGCAAAACCGCCGUAUCCAUCGAGGAUGAUGCUAGCACAAAAGUAACCAGCGAGAGCGAAGUGGACGAGAAUUCGCAAACUUCACAACCAAUCAGCAGUAAUGGCCAAACGGAUGCCGAGGCAGACGAAACCUCACAAGACGUAGAGGAGAGCAGACUCGAAGCGGUACCAACAGACAGUGAGAAUCAGGAUACAGUGGAAUCGAUGGAAGUGAACGAUGAGGAAAAUAUUGAUGGAAAAGCACAGAGGGGUAGCGCAAAUGACGAUCGUCCGACGCGCCUCCCAUUGGUUGGGGACUCGAAGUCAAAAGAUGACGACGAACCGAUGGACGUCGAUGCGCCCACUAAUGGUCACAGUACCGUCGAUAAACGGGAUGAUGAAAUCAUGGACGAUGAUAGUGACAAACCUGUCAGUAUUAAUUCGGAUUCGGAAAACGAGGAAGACCUCCCUCGGCCGACAAAAAAUGUAUCUCAAGAUAAGUUGGAUGGUAAUACCAAAUCAAAUAAUAAUGAUGCUGUCUCCAUGUCCAGUAAACCCAACGGGGACAGUGCCAAGCGGCAAAAUGGUGACUGUGAUGGCGACGUAACAAUUCUCAGCGAUAAGGAGGAGGACUGCGUGGUAAUCGAUGACGAGGAUGGCGACACGAACGGUAGCAGUACUCCUAGUCUAACACGUGCAGACGUGAACGAAGUGUCUCCAAGAAGAAGUUCCAGGGUACGGAAAAGCACCCUUCCUCAGGAUAUUUCCACUAUCGACGAUGACGACGAUAUUGAAGAAAUAAUCGAUGACCCUCUAAACAUCGCUGCAGCCAAAAAGCCACGAUUAUCAAUCAAUCAAUCGCUACAGCAAAAUUCGUUCAAAAGCCAGUUGUCGAUGACCCCACAGCCACCACAAAAAUCACUCCUUGCCAGCAACCAUAACAGUGCCACAAAGGAACCAACAUUGGUAAUAAUCGAUACCAAUACGCUAAUGAAUCGCACGUCCAUCACGCCAAUGGCGAGCAGUCCUGUAACUCCAAAAUCCCUUAAUAGCUCAUAUUCGGCACUAUCGGCCGGAAUGACACCAAACAGUGUGUACAAUUCGCCACGCAGUGUACUGAAUCCUGUAGCUGCUGCUGCUGCAAACCUCAUCUCGAAGAACAACCCGCCUCCAUUGGCUCCUGUGACGCCACUGUUACCCGCUCUCACGGACGAUAUGUUUGUGCUGGAAGCGCCAUCCUUUAUUGUUCCGUACAUAUACGAGAAACCUCCACCGGAAAACCUCAGAGACAUAGUGAGCGAACUGGAAACCAAAAUUAAAGAAAUGCGUAAAAAGCUGGAUGCCGAUGCAGGCGAUGAUUGCAAAGGCGACGAUGAGAAUAGCCUUCCAUCGACGGCGGGAAGCGCCGGAAAGAAAUCGUCAACACCCGCAACGGAAGUUGAAUCCGAAUCGGAGAAAAAGAAAAAGUCCAAACGGAAAGGUGAUGACGAUGAUGAGUGGGAUCAGUUGGACACUUCAACGGACGACGAAGCUUCGGACGAAGAACAGAAGACGAAAAUUCUCAUAAAGGAAGUGAAAUCAGACAUCGAAAUGAUCAAGGAGCACAUCAUCACACCUGCCGCUAAAGAUGAUUUAACCAGCACUAGCAGUACUUCUGUUGGUAGUGCAGCUCAGAAUGAUCCAAAAAAAUCGGAAAACUACUUCGAAAAUCCCCUUGGCAAAUUCUUCAUGAAUAUCGGUGUGAAUCUGGUGCAGGAAUUUGUACAAACGGAUUUGCUUCGGCAGCAGAAGAAAAAACGGGACCGAGAAGGCAAACUGUCCGCAAGCACACAGAUGGCCAUCAAUUCGCUGAUGAAGAAUCUGGAGCUCAGCAAAGAGAACAACAAGCCCUACAAAUUCGAGAUGAAACGGUGCGAGUACUGUCCGUUCAAGUCCGAAUCGGCGCUGGCGAUGGCGCACCACUACGAGACACCACACAUGCGCAACUACAUCUACAAAUGUAACUUUUGUACAUACGAAACCCGCCCUCCACAUGACAUCCUCUACCACAUGGAAGCGAUACACAACAUCAAAGGUCGACUGGACAAGGCCGCCAUGUACCAUUCGUGUCCUAAUUGUCCCUUCGAGGACAAUGGCAAGUCGAAAUUGGCACGACACGCUAUAGCAUGUGCGAAGAAAUUCCGGCCCGAAAUCAAUCUGAAUCCGCCGCUUGACUGGGAACCACCAGCGAAGAUACCACGCAUCAAACCGAAACAUGGUCUCGUUGGGACGGCCACUGCCUACCAGGCAAUGACCGCCCAGCAGCAGAAGAAUUUGGCGAUUGCCAACCAGCGGAUACAGGCGGCAGCAAACAGUAUAAACGCGAUCAACAUUAACAACCUUACGGCUGCAGCUCAGGCGGCUGCCUUAAGAGCGCGAGGCGGAAGAGCACAACCGAUAACCCCGACAGCACCGACAAGUGUACUGCGAACGGCACCAGGAGCCGCCGCAAUGCGUACGUCUAUGUCACCCGGAAUGGUAAUGCCUAAUAACUUCCAGCUCUCAGCAGCGCAAGUCGCCGCUGCCGCUAAUAAGUUUUUGCCGACUCCGAGCCCUGCUGGACGAUCUCUGCUAACAAACUCUAACGCGUCGGUGACAAUUCAGAACUCCAUGGGCAUGAAGACAACCGUGAAACCGGCGCAGCAACCCAGCAUUUCCAUCACACCUCUACCGCGACAAUCAACCACAUCGAACAUGGCAGUCGCGGGUGCUCUGUCCAAGCUGCAAGCGGCAGGAACCUCCGCGGUCAAGCCAGGUCAGAGUCCAGCCGGUGGCAAGGCGGCUUUCGUUGUGUGCGAAAUCUGCGAUGGAUACAUCAAGGAUUUGGAUCAGCUGCGUAAUCACAUGCAGUGGAUUCACAAAGUCAAGAUUCACCCGAAGAUGAUUUACAACCGGCCACCACUAAACUGUCAGAAAUGUCAGUAUCGUUUCUUCACCGAUCAGGGAUUGGAGCGGCAUCUGCUCGGGUCACACGGUCUGGUGACAAGCUCUAUGCAGGAAGCUGCGAACAAGGGAAAAGAUGCCGGUCGUUGUCCAGUUUGUGGACGGGUGUACCAAUGGAAGUUACUGAACCACGUAUCCCGGGAUCACAACAUGACGCUGAAGCCGGCCCAUCUGUCGUACAAAUGUACCGUGUGCACGUCAACCUUUGGAAUGUACAAACAGUUCGAAAGUCACGUAUACUCAGCGCACAGUACGGUCGCGAAAAAGGCCCUCGAUAACAAGAACAAGCCCCAGCAGGCCCAGCAGGGUGGUAGCAGUACGACGGCCCCAAUGCGGAGCUCGUUAGCUGGCGGGGAUUCGCUGCUGAAACCGCUGAAGAUCAACGAUGAAAUUACCAUCAUACCACAGCCAUCGAGCAACAAGGGCACCUCCAAACCUAUAGAAAUCGAGAGUCAUGUUAUCGAUUGAACGCCGCAUCCGACCAAACCGUUUCAGUUGGGCUGAAGUUUCCGCUUACUAAUGCGAUUGCUACCACUUUUUAUUCGCAAGUAUUUCGAAGGUACUUUCAAGUAUCACGGCAAACUGUUAGAAUAAAACAUUUAGCUUGA